GCCGCCCCCGCAGGGAUGGACCUCUCGGCCAACCAGGACGAGGAGGGCGACCAGGAGACCUACCAGCUGGAGAUCAACAAGGACACCAAGAAAUGCGCCUUCCGGACCUACACUGGCAAGUACUGGACCCUCACCUCCAACGGGGGCAUCCAGUCCACGGCCUCCACAAAGAACGCCAGCUGCUACUUCGACAUCGAGUGGUGCGACAAGCGCAUCACCCUCAAGGCCGCCAACGGCAAGUACGUGACGGCCAAGAAGAACGGGCAGCUGGCGGCCUCCAUGGAGGCGGCAGGUAAGGACGAUGCCACCGGCAAGUACUGGAUGGUGGGAAGCGAGUCGUCCGUGACCAGCAGCAGCGAUUCGCCCGUGGACUUCUUUUUCGAGUUCUGCGACUAUAACAAAGUGGCCAUCAAGAUCAACGGCAAAUACCUGAAGGGCGACCACGCCGGCGUCCUCAAGGCCUCGGCCGACGCCAUCGACGCCUCCACCCUCUGGGAAUAUUAA
Tinamus guttatus (white-throated tinamou) is the source of this 504-nucleotide messenger RNA. NCBI's taxonomy places the organism in Eukaryota, Metazoa, Chordata, Aves, Tinamiformes, Tinamidae. The record is from RefSeq and is a predicted model, not a curated record.